This is a messenger RNA of Sturnus vulgaris (Common starling), 955 nucleotides long. RefSeq names its product coiled-coil domain containing 43 (gene CCDC43). Lineage: Eukaryota; Metazoa; Chordata; Aves; Passeriformes; Sturnidae. The record is from RefSeq and is a predicted model, not a curated record.
AUGGCGGCGCCCGGCGGGGCGGGCGCGGCCCCGAUGCCGAUCGCGGCCCCCAUGAUGGUCCCGGACCCGCCGCCCUUCCCGGCCUGGCUCGCAGCGCGGCUGGACGCGCUGGGGCUGGACCGCGCUGUGUACGGCGCCUACAUAGAAGGGCUGCUGCGGGAGGAGGAGAGCGACGAGGAGCGGCUGGAGGCGCUGCGGGCCGUCCUGGCCGCCUGCCUGGAAGAAGAUCUCUUGACUGAUGUGUGCAGGGAGGUUGUGGAAAGGUGGUCUGACUCCCAGGUCGUUGAUGCCAAAGAGGAGAAAGAAGAUGAGGUCCAGGCCAUCACCAGCAUGAUGGAGAAGCAGGCCAGGAUAGUGGUGAAGCCCAGGGAAGUGUCCCAGGAGGAGAAGCAGAGGAAGGCUGCACUCCUGGCCCAGUAUGCCAACGUGACCGACGAGGAGGAUGGUGGGGAUGAACAGGAUGGAUUGACGACAGCAGUAAAUAUUGGAUCAGAAAAAUCGCUGUUCAGAAACACCAACGUGGAGGAUGUCCUGAAUGCCAGGAAACUGGAGAGGGAGCUGCUGCGGGAUGAGUUCCAGAAGAAGAAAGAGCAGGAUAAACUGCAGAGGGAGAAGGACAAGCUGGCCAAGCAGGAGCGGAAGGAGAAGGAGAAGAAGCGAACACAGAAAGGCGAGCGGAAGCGGUAGCUGGUGAUUUCCAGUUGGACUCUCAAAGGAUAAAAUUAAUUCUGAAUACAGUGUGUGUUGUAAAAGCAGCAAGAAUUCCAGGCACAUGGCUGGGAGCAGCUCUUGGGAAGUGUUGCCUUUAUUUUCCUUUUUUUUUGGUUUGUUUUGUUACAUAGCAGAACAGAAUCUCUGAGCAGCUCCUAGACUCGGUGUGACCUGUGCUUGUGGUGUCAGUGUCCCAGUCGGUGCUCGUGGCCAGUGUCUGUACCAAAGAAGGGUGAAGUGAUUA